UCAGACAUCCCAGUUCCCAGGGUCUCCAUUCCUUUCCUUCCCAUUGCGUGAGAGAGAGAGAGAGAAAGAGGAAGGAACCGAUGACUCUCUCUCAUUAGCGUCGUGCCUCUGAUAGUUUUCUUUCUUCCAGAUCGUGGGUCUUGCAAAUUUGGACUAUUUCUACUGUUCUAUCCCUUCUGUUCUGAACUUGGAAGCUACGUCACACUGGCUGCCGAUGGAUUCUGGAGAAAAUUCGUCGAAGCUUACAGAGAGGAUUCAGAUAAUAUGGCGGUUCUUGGAUGUUGAGUGACUCAAAGCUUUAAGCAGUUUUUUGGGUAGUUUUGAAGAGGUAAGUGAGUGACUUUCGGAGGGCGCGUAGUGAAUUUUGAGGAGGACCAUCGAGAUUAAUGCGUGGAUUUUACUCUUGGACCAUUGAGUUGCUGAGGUUGAUUAUUUCGAGUUGACUAGGCGGAGACGUUGUUUCCUGGGUUAGAUUACACGGUGGUAUAGUUUGUCCGUACAGAAGAGCAUGUUCUUAUCCAAUUCUGAUUUGCAGAUCAUGGUAGAAGCAGAUAGUAUUGUAGUCUUCAGAAGUUAAUCAAACGGCGUUGCUCUGUGAACUUGGUUGUGAUUGUUUUCGCUUAGAGCAUUGUGGAAAUGACAGGCAGAUUGAGGGUUUUCAGGCCAUGGACCUGUUCUGAAUAACUUGUGAAUUGGGCUGGGAAGAACAUCACGCUAGACUUGAAGAGAGAAAUGGGGGCCAUUGAUGGAGAACAGAUGGUCAAAUGGGAGAAGAUGCAUGGUGUGAGCGGUUGUGAAGAGAAGAUUCUUGUGCUAGUAAGGUUGAGGCCUUUGAGUGAUAAGGAAAUUGCUGUGAAUGAAGUAGCAGAUUGGGAAUGCAUCAAUGAUACUACCAUAUUGUACCGGAAUACGCUGCGGGAGGGUUCCACAUUUCCAAGUGCCUACACAUUUGACAGAGUGUUUCAAGGUGAUUGCUCCACAAAGCAGGUAUAUGAGGAAGGAGCUAAAGAAAUUGCUCUUUCAGUUGUUAGUGGCAUUAACUCUAGCAUAUUUGCUUAUGGACAGACAAGCAGUGGAAAGACAUACACAAUGAAUGGAAUAACUGAGUAUUCUGUAGCAGAUAUUUUUGACUAUAUAAAUAGACAUGAAGAAAGAGCAUUUGUAUUGAAGUUCUCAGCAAUUGAAAUUUAUAAUGAAGUUGUCAGAGACCUUCUUAGCACGGACAACACUGCACUAAGGCUUCGGGAUGAUCCUGAGCGAGGAACCAUUGUAGAGAAACUCGCAGAAGAGACUCUACGGGACUGGGCACAUUUGAAAGAGCUCCUGUCUUUUUGUGAAGCCCAAAGACAGGUUGGAGAGACAUACCUGAAUGAAAAGAGUUCUAGAUCUCACCAAAUUAUCAGACUGACUGUUGAAAGUUCUGCCCGAGAAUUCUUGGGCAAAGGCAACUCAACCACUUUAGCAGCCAGUGUGAAUUUUGUUGAUUUGGCAGGGAGUGAGCGUGCAUCUCAGGCAUUAUCAGCUGGAGCAAGAUUGAAAGAAGGAUGUCAUAUAAACCGAAGUUUACUUACUCUUGGAACUGUCAUUCGGAAGCUUAGUAAUGGGAGACAGGGUCACAUCAACUACAGAGAUUCCAAGUUGACUCGCAUACUGCAGCCUUGCUUGGGUGGCAAUGCAAGAACAGCCAUCAUUUGCACUUUGAGUGCUGCUCGUAGCCAUGUUGAGCAAACUAGAAACACACUUCUUUUCGCUUGUUGUGCAAAGGAAGUGACCAUUAAAGCACAGGUUAAUGUAGUGAUGUCUGAUAAGGCCUUGGUUAAGCAUUUACAAAAGGAGGUGGCAAGAUUGGAGAGCGAGCUGAGAACUCCUGCACAUGCUGCCUCCAACUGUGAUUAUGCAGCACUGCUGAGAAAGAAAGACCUCCAGAUUGAAAAGAUGGAAAAAGAGAUUAGGGAGCUAACUAAGCAACGUGAUCUCGCACAGUCUCGUGUUGAGGAUUUGCUACAGAUGGUUGGAAAUGACCAUAAAUCUACAAAAGAAGCGGAUGAUGCCUGGGAGGAUGAUUGCUCAGUGUCAGAGUCAUCAAGCAUUUAUGGUCCUCGUCAGGAUUUACGCCAUAGAGAGUUCAACAAUCCUCACUUUAAUGAUGGAUACAAUGGAAGUAAACCUGAAGGUUCCAAUCACCACUCUGAUGAAUACCCUGAUGAAUAUUGCAAAGAAGUUCAAUGUAUUGAUUCCUCAAGAAGUGAUAAUGGGAUCUUGGCACUGCCAAUGUUUGGAGAGGGUAAUACUGGUCAGGAAAUGAUGAGUCCUCUUCACGAAGAAAGUGAAACUAGCCAAAUCCAAAACAAUUCAGCAGAUGGUGCUCAGGAGCAGAGGUCAAAUAAUGUACAAAUGACCAUUGGUUCAUCUAAUUCUAGGAAUGUUACAUUAACAAGGAGCUGGAGUUGUACAGAACAUCUCAUGAGUGGAUCUCCUGAGAGGUCUGGGGAAACAGAGAGCACACCGGCUAAUGGGUUUGCAAGGGGCUUCCUUGGAAGGCCAGAACGUUUGCGGGGAAAGUUUCCUCCAUUAAUUUAUGGCGAUGCCACAAGGUUGUCAAGGAAUGAUUCCCAGUCUUCUAUUGGAACACCCUCCAGGGAUGAGUUAAGGGUAAACAGCAUGAGAAUAUCUGCUGAUGAGGAUAUUACUAGUGUCCAAACUUUUGUUGCUGGGAUGAAGGAAAUGGUCAAACUUGAGUAUGGGAAGCAGCUUGUUAAUGGUCAGAUUCAGAAGAAUGUGAAAGAUGUAGGCAUAAACCCAAUGUUAGAGGCACCUGGAACGCCUUUAGAUUGGCCUCUACAAUUCAAGAGACAGCAAAAGGAGAUACUCGAAUUGUGGCAAGCUUGUAGCGUAUCGCUGAUUCAUAGGACUUACUUCUUUCUUCUGUUCAGGGGUGAUCCAACAGAUUCCAUUUAUGUUGAGGUAGAGCUUAGAAGAUUGUCUUUUCUCAAAGAAACAUUUUCUCAUGAAAAUAAGAACGUGAAGGAUGGGCAGAUAGUCACACUUUCUUCCAGUGAGAAGGCUCUUCGCAGGGAGAGAGAGAUGCUGAUCAAGUUUAUGCAGAGAAGGCUUUCAGAGGAAGAGAAGAGAAGUCUGUUCAAGAAGUGGGGUAUUGGAUUGGAUUCAAAGCGAAGGAGGAUGCAGCUGGCCAACCGUUUAUGGAGCAACACUGAUAUGAACCACAUCAUAGAAAGUGCUUCUGUGAUUGCAAAGCUGGUGAGAUUCUCAGAACAGGGGAAGGCUUUUAAGGAGAUGUUUGGGCUUAGCUUCUCCACACUCUAUCAGACAAGGAGAAGAUCAUAUCCUUGGAAAAAUAGCAGUGCCUCGCUUUUGUAGGCCUUGAUAUUGGUAUCUUACUCAUUCUUUUGUUAAUGGGAAUGAAACUAUGGCCUAAAUUUAGUAUUUGAGAUGUUUUCUGUUGUUUAUGGGAGUGAAACUGUGGACUAAAUUUAGUAUUUGAGGGAGUCAUUCUUGGUUUUUCAGCCUGGUAUCUUCAUUUGGGCAUGGUGGCCUCUAAUUAUGUUGUGCCACUUCACGUGUAAUGUAAUUGUCUAGUAUCUUCAAAUUUCUAGGGUUUGUUGACUUACUAAUUUCAUUGUGUACUAAUACUAAAAUAUAUAUAUAUAUAUAUAUAUAUAUUUCGUAGCCUUAAUUUC
Molecule: messenger RNA, 3698 nt
Organism: Prosopis cineraria
Lineage: Eukaryota; Viridiplantae; Streptophyta; Magnoliopsida; Fabales; Fabaceae
Product: kinesin-like protein KIN-7E
Exons: 16
Coding region: 733-3378 (881 amino acids)
Biological process (GO): microtubule-based movement
Molecular function (GO): microtubule binding; ATP binding; microtubule motor activity
Source: RefSeq, a predicted model, not a curated record